Molecule: messenger RNA, 1275 nt
Organism: Wyeomyia smithii (pitcher-plant mosquito)
Lineage: Eukaryota; Metazoa; Arthropoda; Insecta; Diptera; Culicidae
Exons: 2
Coding region: 73-906 (277 amino acids)
Source: RefSeq, a predicted model, not a curated record
UCGGUUCUGGAGUCUGUACAAGAUGAAGUAGCUACGUUGCGCCUAAAUCAGCUAGACCGCAUAACUCUCCCCAUGAUUUUGGCUUUUGCCGAUGAUUUGAUCAUAGUUGCAGAAAACGUUGAAGAUCUCGAGAUAAUAUUAACAAAGCUUACUGAAUAUUUGGGCUACGUGGGGUUAAAUUUAAACAACAGCAAGUGUAAAGUACUGGUUCGAGAGCCUAUAGGCGAUGCUCCAGACAGAAUUAUCAUCAAUGGACAAGAGUAUGCUACUACCGACCCACUGCGAUACUUAGGAGUCUAUCUCACCCCAAGAUUGGAUCGACCAAUGACUGUACGCACGCGAUGCCGAAAUUCGGUCCGAGUUGCCAAAGCGGUUAUGCAGUUUCUGAGAAAGUAUAAGCCAACGUGGGAAGUUGCCCGUAUUAUUUAUGAAACAGUUAUUGCUCCCGCUAUGAUUUACGGGACUCAAGUGGCAGUUCUAACUAAAUAUAGUCGUCGUUCGAUUCGGGAGUAUGAGAAGCAGAUCGUCCAUGGAAUGGCUAGCUUAUGCCGUGCUUCAGAUUCUGGACAGACGGCAAAGUCUGUAAACACCCUACUUCAAAAGAGACGAAUCACCAAAAAAAUACGGAUUUACCAAAUGCGAUGGUGGGGUCACGUGCGAAGACGAGAGAGAUCACACCCGCUUAGGGUAGCCGCUCGUCUACAAGCUAGACAUUUACGGCGGUGCAGACCGUCCUUCACUUGGUGGGACAGUAUCAAACAUAACAUGGGACUAUACGAGAAUAUGACGUACCAGGAUUGGUUACAAUUGGCUAAGGAAAAAGGACCUUAUCAUCUAAAACUACAGGAGCUCUAUGAAAAACAAGAAUCGGAUGAUAGUGAAUGGGAGACUGACCUAGACUCCUGAUGCUUGAGACCAAUCACUGCACUGCACAGUUGGGCCAGACUGUUGACAAACAUCGGUCACUGUAGCACAUCAUCGACCACUAAUCGCAGGGUUCCUCUCACCAACAAUAAAUAUUAGUUCACCACGAAACAGCGUCGAAUCUUUAAACCGAAAAUUCAUCUACUCCUAUUAUGCUGCAGGUGAAAACACAUAUUGACCCAGUAAUAGCAGAGUAGAGUUGGACUUCGUGCUUAAUAGGUAGGAUCGCAAACGGCAAAUAAAAGCCAUCCGUGGUCUGUAUAUGACCUAUAUAGGCACACAACAGGUAAAAGAAAUUAUUUGCAAUAUUGUUUUUAUUUGGUUCUACGUUGAAACUAGCCGAAUCAAGAA